Messenger RNA from Girardinichthys multiradiatus, 6678 nucleotides. It is a transcript of the gene sema4ba, whose product is annotated as sema domain, immunoglobulin domain (Ig), transmembrane domain (TM) and short cytoplasmic domain, (semaphorin) 4Ba. The transcript is spliced from 15 exons. The record is from RefSeq and is a predicted model, not a curated record. Gene Ontology annotation, molecular function: chemorepellent activity; semaphorin receptor binding. NCBI's taxonomy places the organism in Eukaryota, Metazoa, Chordata, Actinopteri, Cyprinodontiformes, Goodeidae. Gene Ontology annotation, biological process: neural crest cell migration; axon guidance; negative chemotaxis. The coding region runs from base 430 to 2934 and encodes 834 amino acids.
UGGACGCACAGCUGUCCUCUAACAGAGCUUCAGAUCCGCUCUUCCUGUGGAUUCUUCUUUGACACUUUGCCUGCUGAGGAAUUAGUCUGUCUUUUUUUAUGUUGCCACCUCCAGAAGGAAAGCCUGUUUGAGAUGUGAAAGAGAGUUUUGGUUUCACGCCUGGCUGAUACAGAGCGUAUCUGCUGAGACCGUGCUGUUUGGUGUAUGGAAGAGGCUUUCUGUCAUGCUCUCUGGUCACCAACUGUCAUUUCAAACAGCAAGGAGUGUCCUCUCUUCCUAACAUUUCACUGGAUUUCCAUCUGAAGUGCCUGGAGCUGACGGAGCAGGGACACAGUGAAAGGAGAUACACAGAAACAGACACUCUUCAUGAAUUCCCCCAAAACCUAAAGAAGACAACUAGUGCAAGUUGGCUGGUGGACUUGAGGUGGCAUGUGGUUGAUGAGUAUGGCUUGGUUGUGUCUCCCAGCCUACUCUGUCCUACUUAUCGGUUUCCUUCAUAUGGCUGUCACAGAAAAUGAUGUCACACCGCGCCUCAGCUUUCCCUACAAUGCAAAGGAAAGGAAAACCAGAAGCUUUUCAGCCAAUGGAGUCUUCAACUUCACCUCCCUCCUUCUCAGUAGUGAAGACAACAUGCUGUAUGUUGGCGCCCGAGAGAUUUUGUUUGCUCUCAACCUCUCUGAUAUCAGUGCAGCAAUGCUACAAAGAAGUCUCACGUGGAAAACUCCAGAGAAGAAGAGAGACGAGUGCAGUUUCAAAGGCAAAGAUCUUCAGAAAGACUGCUUCAACUACAUAAAGAUUUUACUGCGUAUGAACAGCACUCACCUGUACGUCUGUGGAACGUAUGCCUUCAGCCCAAUCUGUACCUACAUUAGGACUGUGGACUUCUCUUUAGUCAAGAGUGAUGCUGGUGAGAUUGUAACAGAGGACGGACGCAGCCGCUGCCCAUUCAACCCAGACUACAAGUCUACUGCCAUCAUGGCUGAUGGGGAGCUGUAUGCAGGCACAGUCAGUAAUUUCCAAGGAAAUGAACCCAUCAUCUACAAGAGCCUGAACCAGGGAACUGCUCUAAAAACAGAAAACUCUCUCAACUGGCUUCAAGACCCGGCCUUUGUUGGCUCAGCUUACAUACAGGAGAGCCUGCCCAAGGGCAACCUUGUGGGCGAUGACGAUAAGAUUUAUUUCUUCUUCAGUGAAGCAGGGAAGGAGUUUGAUUUCUUUGACAACACCGUUGUGUCACGCAUCGCUCGGGUGUGUAAGGGCGACAUUGGAGGCGAACGUGUAUUGCAGAAGAAGUGGACCACUUUCUUAAAGGCCCAGCUCCUGUGCUCGCUGCCUGAUGAUGGUUUUCCCUUCAACAUAAUCCAAGACAUGUUUGUGCUCACGCCGGGCCCCGAGGACUGGAAGAACACCGUGUUUUAUGGCGUCUUCACAUCUCAGUGGUACAAAGGUGCAUCAGGAAGCUCUGCAGUCUGUUCCUUCACCAUGGACCAAGUGGAAAAGGCUUUUAAUGGGCGAUACCGUGAGGUCAACAGAGAGACCCAGCAGUGGUACACAUACAAUCAUCCUGUCCCUGAGCCUCGGCCUGGAGCUUGUAUAACAAAUGCAGCCAGAGAGCAGGGCAUCUCCUCCUCACUGCACAUGCCAGACAAGGUACUGAAUUUUGUGAAAGACCACUUCCUGAUGGACAGCGUUGUUCGCAGCCAACCUCUCCUACUGAAACGCAACGUGCGCUACACGCAGAUUGUCGUCCAUCGAGUCCAGACAAUUAAAAAGGUGUAUGAUGUGCUUUUCAUUGGCACAGAUGAUGGGAGACUCCAUAAAGCCAUUAACAUCAAAAACAAGAUGCACAUUAUUGAGGAGAUUGUGAUCUUCCGUGACUCCCAACCGGUGCAGCACAUUGAGCUGGACACUAACAAGGGUCAGCUUUAUGUUUCAUCUCUCUCUGAAAUUGUGGAGGUCCCAGUAGCUAACUGCACUAAUUAUCAGAGCUGUGGGGAGUGCAUCCUCUCCAGGGAUCCAUACUGUGCCUGGAACGAGAGGCAGUGUGUGGAUAUCAGGAGUGCUCCCGCAAGCAAAGCCCAGCAGCAGGAUGUAGAUGAAGAAAAUACAUCAGCUAUUUGCAGGAAGCCAAGCCCACGGGUUGCUAAUCCUCCACCAACACGAGUGUCUUCAUGCCAGGCGAUCAUUAUCCCAGCCAACACUUUCAAAGUACUGCCAUGCAAGCUGCGCUCUAAUUUGGCUGAGAGAAAGUGGCAGUUUAGUGAAGGCACAGGUCACUUCCACUACCCCAGCCCAGAAGGGGGACUGGUGGUGGUCGCUCAGGCUGGCAGGCAGGAAACCUACGAGUGCUGGUCAGUGGAGGAAGGCUUCAUGGAGCUGCUCGCAAACUACUGCGUGAAGGGCGAAGCCAGGCAGGAGAGCACCACCCUGACGGGCCGUUCCCGCACACCACAGCUUUCCCAGGAAGAAGUCAUCUUUCUGCCAGGGGAAACCCGCUCUCCACAAAUUACCACCAAAACCUACUGGAAUGAGCUGAUUGUUGUGUGCGCUCUCCUGGGGAUUUCUGUUGUGGUCUUCUCUCUUUUUGUAGUCUACAGGAACCGUGACCACAUGAAAUCCAUGCUCAAGGAGGGAGAGUGCCCCAAUAUGCAGCAGAAGAAGCCCAGAGUAGUGGGCAAACCAGCUGAGAACUUACCACUAAACGGCAGCACAGUCACAACAUCGGCGUCAGAUCACAAAGGGUACCAGACCCUUAAUGACAACUACCUUUGCAGCACUCCACCGCAUGAGUGCUCCUCGCCUGACAACACCAAGAGUUUUUCGGAGUCGGAGAAGAGGCCUCUGAACUUAAAAGAGAGCCAUGUAGAAAUUUCUCCCACAUGCCCACGGCCACGAGUCAGACUAGGCUCUGAGAUUAAAGACUCCAUAGUGUGAGCCUGGCUGAAAAGAGCUGGAAAGCGUGCGCUUGUUGGGGAAGACUAAACUUUAUAGGAGGAAGAAUGCAGCACUCUAACAGUGACACAUUCAUUACAGAUAUUUUGCACUUUCCCUACUUUUGUUCUGUCCCUGUGGUUAAAUGUGCAUUUAGUUUUGUUUUUCUCUUUCACACAGUGCAUUUGGAGCAUCUUCCAGUUUGUCUUCUGAUGCACUCACACAUGGCUCACAGGAAUGUAAGAAGCACAGAGAUGGAAUCAAAACCACUAGUUAGGGAUUGAGUUACAGGGCAUUUUAACUUUCUCCGUCCAUAUAAUACACUGGUAAUGCUUGGAAAAUCCGAAUAUUACUCAACAUUUAUGCCACUGUGACUGACACAGUGUCUAAUGUUUUCUUGUCAUUCUGCCAUCUGGUAGGUAUCCACUCUUCACUGAGGCUAUGCACUACUUACUGUACUUUCCCAAACAUCACAGCAUAGGCAAGCAUGUCAGAAACAGACAGGAAAUACACAGCUUUUCAAUAGUAGAAAUAUGAACAGAAAAAGUGUAUUUAUAAUGAUACAAUGCCUUUCAAAAGUAUUCAAACUCUGUACUUUUUCAUAGUUCAUGAUGUCACAACCACAAAUCUUUAUGUUUUAUUAGGAUUUUAUGUGAUAAAUCAACACAAAGUAGUAUAAUUGUGAAGUACAUGGUUUUACAUUUUUCUUACAAAUAAAAAUUUGAAAGGGCAGUAUGUGAUCACCAACUUUACACAUCCUUAGACUAAGAUCUUUGACCAGUCAAUUUGCAAAAUAAGAUUGGAUUGAAUGGAAUGUGUUUUUGAAUAGCAGUUUUCAAGUGUUGCCAUGGAUUCUGAACUAAAUUCAAGUCUGGUCUUUGACUAGGACACUAACAUAUGAAUAUUCUUUGAUCUAAACCAUUCCAUUGUACUUCUGGUUUUAUGUUUAGGGUUGUUGUCCUGCUUGAAUGUAAACCUCUGCUCCUUGUAGCCUUUAACAGAUUUUCUUCAAGGCUUUCCCUGCACUUCGUUCUAUGUCAUCAGGUCUCAGCAGAUUCCAUGUUUCUUUUGAAGAAAAGCAUCGACACAGCAUGUUUCGAUUUGGGGAUGUUGUUGUCAAGAUAAUGUGGAGUGUUAGUUUUUCACCACACAUGGGGUUUUGCAUGAAGACCAAAUAGUUCAGUUUUGACCUUUUCUACCAAAGCACCUUCCUCAACAAUGACCUCCAUCUUGUUACUUUUCCCAUUGAGGUCAGAUUUGUAGACUAGGGAAUUAAAAGCUGUCUUCUCAACAGAGUCCCCCAGCUGAGCUGUGCAUUUCUGCAGGUCCUCCAAAGUUACCAUGGACCUCUUAGUUGCUUCUCUUAUUAAUGCUCUCCUUGCAAAGACUCUCAGUUUAGGUGGACAGUCAUGUCCUGGUGCAUUUGCAGUUGUGCCAUUCUAUUUCCAUUUUCAGAUGAUGGAUUCAACAGAUGUUCAAGAAAUGUAAAGCUUGGGAUAUUGUGUUAUAACCUAUCCCUGGUUUAAACUUCUCUAGAACGUUUUCGCUGAGCUGUCUAUUCUGUUCCUUGGUCUUCAUGAAGCUGUUUGUUCACCAGUGUUCCCUGACAAGCCUCAGAGACCUUCACCGAACAGGUGUGUUUAUCUUGAGAUUAAAUUACACACAGAUGGAUGCUAUUCACUGCAUCCUUUUUUCUUACCACUUGAUGAUUCUGUGUUACUUUGUGUUGGUCUAUCAAAGGAAGUUCCAAUAAAAUACGUUGAAGUUUGUGGUUGUAAUGUUACAAGGUGUGUAAAAGUAUAAAGGUUAUGCAUACCCUUGCAAGACACUUUAGAAAACACAAAAAGCAAAGGGGUCAUUAAAAAUAUUACAGAAAUUCUACAAAUUCAAAUGCUACAUGAGAAGAAGACAUAAAUGAAGACACGUGUGUUUUUUUUUAUUUAUGUAAAUAUUACUUUGACAAAGUCUUAAGAUGAAUUUUGACAUUUUCUGUUUCUACAUGUGACAGAGACAAAAUCUCAAUUCAGUUAUCAUCAUCUUAAUAUUCACGAGAUUGGCAGUCUAUGCAAAGCAAAUAAUGUGAAGUGAGGUAUAAAGACAAAGGAUAACCUCACCUUGAGACUGGGUAAGCACAAGGCUUUGUUGCUGUGAAUUACAUUAGAAUCGGUGCCACUCAAGAAAAAAACACAACUACUCAUUAUAGAAUCUUCAAAUAUGCAGCAUAUUCUAGCCAUUUCUGGAGCGUUUCAGAGCAGGAGGCAGUGAAAACUUUGACAGGCUGGCAUGACAAAACAGGAAAAAUUAACAGGGUCCAGGACUGUUAUGUAAAUCUGUGGCGGCUGAUUUAUUGCAGCAUGAUGGAACUGUAUAAAUAUUUAUCAUCAUAAUGUGGCCAAAUGUUUUGGUUGCACAGAAACAUUUUUUAUAACCCCUUCUUCAAUGUUUCAAAUAUCUAUCUGUUGUCACUGGGAAGUAGUGAUAAAUAUACAAAUAUUCAGACUUAAAUGACACACAUCUGUAUAGCCUCACCAUAAAAUUGUUAGCCAGUACAUGAAAAGAAUAAAAAAUCUUAUCCAUGAAAAGAAUAAAAAACAACCUCUGCUUGCUUAAAUGGCUUUGAGCGAGUCAAGGGACCAUCAGAGCAAUAAAAUCCAUUCCCAUCCGGAGAUAAACACAAGAAUCAGUGCACUGAAUAAUCGUAUUUAUGCAGAAAUAAUGAACAAUAAACCACAAUAACCACUAAAUUCAUGGAUAUUUCAUCAUAAGUAAAUGAUGCGUUAUUUUUACUCUAGCAUUGUCACAAAAUAAAGAACGUACAACUUCAUAUAGGAAAGACAUAUAACUGUGGAGUUUGCACAUGAUCUUAAAAAGCCUUUUUAUGUCGCAGGUUGUGGCUCUUGAGGAUAAAUUUGCCUCUGCAAAUAAGAUAAAAAUGCCUUCUGAAACAAUAAUCAGGUGAUGUGCCUCUUGAGAUGAUGAACUAACCAGGUAUUAGAGCUUUAGAGUUAUUUGAGACACCGCAAGGUGUCAAAGAAAUGGCCAUACAUAGGAACAAUUGAAAACAGUCAAAAGAUGUGUACUGUCAUACAAUAGUGGCACAAUCGUGUCACUGUCAUUGAACAUAGCUCAUGAGGUAUUUCAUUCAUUUUGUUCACUGACUGGGUGGUUUCAGCCUCAGUCAGGGACUGAAUUUUAUUCUUAAAUCACAAUUCAAAACCACAUCUUAAAAAAUAUACAAGUAUUAUUAUCUAACAUUUCCUAUGAAAGUGAUUUAUUUCUGAGACUGCCUAGCUGCAAUCACUCAUGCAGUGUAAAAGACUCAUGCUUUGACUGUUAACGUACCGAAAUGGCAGCUUUUGGUGAAGUGACUGCCAUGAACAAUAAUAAAUGUGCUAUAAUCAAAUGCAUUGUGGCGGUAUUUUACGCAAAAAGAUGUACAAGUACGUUGAAUACAAGCUGAAGCUAAUAAUGACACUGUAAAAGUAUUGACGUCUGCUAUCUCCUAAUGAACCACUAUAGUCAGGCCUUCUGUUUGACAGCACACGUUGCUCAGACUUCUGUCAACAUGCAUUGUACAGCUAGUAAACAGGUUUUUGUAAAGUUAUUUUGUAAAUUCAGCUGCCAAUGUACAGGUAUUGUGAAUUGUAUUUUUGUAUCAUACAUCACUACUGUUUUUUUUUGUUUUUGUUUUGGUAUUGUAUAUAAAAAGCACUUUAUUUUAAUUUUUCAAAUAAAGAUUAAAAAAGA